Molecule: messenger RNA, 7808 nt
Organism: Stegodyphus dumicola
Lineage: Eukaryota; Metazoa; Arthropoda; Arachnida; Araneae; Eresidae
Product: laminin subunit alpha lam-3-like
Biological process (GO): animal organ morphogenesis; axon guidance; tissue development
Cellular component (GO): basement membrane
Molecular function (GO): extracellular matrix structural constituent
Source: RefSeq, a predicted model, not a curated record
UUUUACUUUUAGAAAGCUAUCCUGAAGUAUAUGGAUGUGAUUGCUGAAGCUUCAAACAUUUCUCAAGAUUUUAUCAAGUCUGAUUUUGAAACACUUGUUGAUUUAAUGUAUUUGCGGGGUCGAGAUUUAAAUAUUAAAGCACCUAAAAUUGCAUUUGAAGGUUCAGAAGAAAAAGAGUAUGCAGAAAUUUUAAUUAAAGAUUUUGAAAAAAUAUGGAAGCAAAUUUAUGACUCUGUUAAUCAUCUGCAAGAGCAGGGAUCCAAUUUGAAUUUUUCAUCUGCAGCUGUUGCUGAGAAAAUAGCUUUUGCUGAAAAAUCUUUAUUUGAAAUGAAAAAAAGGGACAUUGAUGAAAUUAGGCAAGAAGCUGAAAGAGAAAUGAGAAAAUCGGCACAAACUGCAGAUGCUGUGAAAAAUGCAAUUAUGAAUUUCACUUUGUUUACACUUGAAGAAGAUACAUUAAAAUUUUUUAUUGAUCUUUUAAGUGAAGUCAUUCAUUUGAUUGAAAGAAGAGUUCGUUUGAAAUCUGUUCAAUCUUCUGUAAUUGUAUGUGACAGCCGUGAGUUGGAAUCUAAAAUAUAUGAUAAUAUAAAUCUUGCUGAAAAUAAUCGAAAUUUAGCAGAAGCUAGUUUACAGUCAUCUGUUGUAUUGCUUGAAGAAGCUAAAGAUUUUCUUGCAAAUGUUUCAACAAUUCUAGAGAGAUCUUUACCUCUACAAAUGCUACUGGAAAAUGCUACUGAACAAGUGGAACAUCAUAGGGGUAUUUUAGCCAGACUAAAUCCCAGAUAUAUUCAGAAAUUUGUCAUACCUGCUGCAGAGCAUGCAGACUUCAUAUCUCAGCAAGCCCUCUACUUAUCAAAUUUAUUUAGUUCUACAUAUAAAGCUUCACAAUUCCCUUUAAUUGCUGCUAAGGUAUAUGAAGAUAUCAUAGAUAACAUUGAAAUGGCUGAACAAAUUGCUGGAAAUGCUUAUAGUGCUGCUGACAGAGCUUAUUAUGAGGUUAACACUGGCAGAAAGAAUUCUCUUACAAGACAAGGUAUUGAGAUUAAAAAAAUAAGUUUAGAUUUGAAAGAAGAUGCUGAUAAUCUAAAACAAUAUUUUUUGGCUGUGCAAAUGGCUCUUGAAAGACGACAAAAGGUCAUCAAUAAAACAGCAGAUGAUAUAAAUCUGGUUAUUAAUUCUCUUACUGAAUUUAAAGAUGAUAUUGAUGCUUUACCUAGAGAUAUUGGAGAUCAACUUCAUAAUAUUGAAGAUAAGCACAUGACUAUUAGAGAGAAAAUGACAGCUGUACAUUCCCAAAUAGAUACAUUGAUGAAUUUAAUAAAUGAGGAUUUAUAUUCUAAACUGGAUGGUCUUCGAGUUGGAUCAUCAGCUGGUUUAUUUAACGUGACACAAACAAUUGACCUUUUAAAAUCGACUACCAAGAAAGCUGUUAAUAAAGAAGGUAAUGUUGAGAAAAGAGUUGAAAGAAUAAAAGUGAUGAACAGUAAAAUGAGAUUAAGUGUUCAGGAUUUAAAGAACAAAAUCUUACUGGCACGUCAAAAAACAUCUAAUAUAAGAGUGUCUCUUAGUUCUGAUUCUGCUGGUAUUUGUGUCCGAUCAUUUCGUCCAGAAAUAGAAUCAACAUCAACUUCAAGCAUUGUUCUUCAUUAUGCUAUCAAAACUGAGGAGAGAGAUAGCUUAUUACUUUUCUUAGCUAGCUCAGUAACUAUGACCAGAACAACUGAGCCAGAAGAUUAUAUGAUUGUUGAGAUGGUAAACAGAAAAAUUCGCUUCCUGUGGAAUGCUGGUGGUGGUAGUCAAGUAAUCCAACAUAAUCUGACAAUAGAAACUAAUGAUGAACAACUUCUCAGAGAUGAACAUUGGUAUAAGAUUGAAGUAAACAGAUUUGGGAAUAUUGCCACUCUCAGUGUUAAACCUACUCCAUAUGGACAGAAAAAUGAUCCAUUUCAAGUAACUGAUGCAUCUACUCCUGGCUAUUCUAAAAUGGACUUGGAUUCUAAUUCAUUUUUCUAUAUAGGAGGAACUCCUAAAGGAUACAGAGUACCUCGUAAAUUGAAAGCUAGAAACUUUGCAGGCUGUCUUUAUGAAGUGAUUUUAGAUGGUAAGAAAGUUGGAUUAUGGAAUUUUAUUACUAACCAGGGUUGUGAUGGUUGCAAGGAAGGGGCUGAGGAAGAAGCAGAUUUUUCAUCUUACAGUUUCAGUGGAGAUGGUUAUGCAAUUCUUCCACAAAUUAAGCGUUAUAAAGAAUUCUCUUAUGUUGUUGCUUUACGCUUCAAAACAUUUGAUGAAAAUGCUUUGCUUUUCUUUGCACCAAAUAGCGAUAAUGGUGAUUUUGUAUCACUUGAACUUCGAGAUGGCCAUAUAGUUUAUCAAUUUAAUUUAGGGAGUCAGUCUAGAUCUGUUUUGAAAACAACAAAAAAGUAUAAUACCGGUACCUGGAUUCGACUUGCUGCAGAAAGAGAAAACUUACAAGGUCGGUUAGUGGUAGAAGAUGAAUACCAUGAUGGUCAACUUCCUGUUAAUAGCCCAACCACUAUGGACCUCAAAAGAAGCUUUUUAUAUUAUGGGGGUGUACCUCCAAAUUUUACUACUACUAUGUGGAAUGGAAUAACAUUCCAGAAAUUAUUUGGCUGUAUGAAAGAUCUUCAGAUAGACUCCACACCUCUGGAUUUGCUCCAGAAUAGCUCUUUUGGAGUUGAAGCAGGUUGCAAAGAUAGUCCUCAAAGAAUUGUUGGAUUUCGUGGAACUGGCUAUAUUGAGCUUCCAGGGCAGCCAUUGCGUGAAGAAGCAAGCUUUAGUUUCUCUUUUCAAACGCUUCAAGAUUCUGCUGUUUUGCUGUUGUCUACGUUUGAUUCUGGAAAGAAUCUGGAAACUAAAAAGAAAGAUUACUAUUCUGUUGCUCUUGUAAAUGGACAGAUUGAGGCAAAAUUUAAUGGAACUAUGGUUGAAAUAUCUAAUGGAUCACCGUUGUUAUAUAAUGAUGGAAAAUAUCAUACAAUUACUGUCAUAAAAACCAACAGAAAAAUUGUGUUGCGGAUUGAUGACUUCCAGGUUGGCUUUACUAGAUUACAGAAUGGUUCCCGGAACAUAGAUGCACCGCCUCACAGAGGUCUAUUUUUCGGUGGAUUCAGAGAAGGAAUAGAGUAUAAUUCUAUGAUAUCUACAAAUACUCCCCUUUUUGGUACAAUAAGAGAUGCUAUAUUUAAUAACAGGCUGUUGCAUUUCAAUGAACCAAUUGACUUUAAGGGGGCAGGUAUUGGACGAAAUCAAAAGGAAUGGUUUGGUGCAGAAACUUCAUAUGCUGGAAUUAUUCAGCCUUUGGAGAGAUGUGCUGAAAUGGCUUCAUAUAUCACAGUAAAAUCUGCUGUUAAUGUUGGUGCUGAACCUUUUAGCCAUGUUAAAGUACCUAUUGGAAGAAAAGAUUUUGUGCAUGACUUUAAUUUAACAUUUGACUUCAGAACCUAUUAUCCAAAUGGGCUGUUAUUUUUGGUCAAAAAUGAGCGCAGUGCUUCACAUCUUGCUGUUAUGUUACUAGGAGGAAGAGCAGUCCUAAAUAUGUUUGACAGAAAGCACAGGCGGGAUUCCUAUCCUGCUUUCCUUAGUGAUGGCAAUUGGCAUAAUAUUGCAGUUUCCAAAACUGGACGUCAUAUGAUGUUUCAAGUUGACCACAAAAAGAAAGAUAUAACUUUAAAAGUUCGAAGGAGACUUGUCGUUAGAUCACCACUGUAUGUUGGUGGUGUUCCUGAAGAAAUGGAAGCUAUACAUAGAGUCGUAAUGGAAAGUUUCAAAGGAUGCAUUUCAAAUUUCAAUUUCAAUGGAAAGUUUUUAGAUUUAGCCAAAGGCGAAUUACAGAAUGUGGGGCAAUGCUUUUCAACUAUUGAACCAGGAGCAUAUUUUGCUGGUGAUGCCUAUGCAAUAUAUGAUACAAAAUUUGAUUUGGGUAUGAAGUUGGAUAUUCAAAUGGAAUUCAAAACUACGCGACAAAAUGGUGUUCUGUUAGCUCUUUCCGAAAAGUUUGGGAUCCCAUCUAUAGCACUGGAAUUGUAUAAUGGAAGUGUGAUGAUUUCAGUCAUUCUUGGAAAUGAAGAAAAGCCUUUCAGCGCAGUAAGAAGUUUUGAAUCAGCUUAUCAUAUUUGUGAUGGCCAAUGGCAUAUGAUUACAGCUCAGUAUGAUUAUAAAACAGUCACUUUGAAAGUUGAUUUGUUUGAUGUGGCUGUAGGAUUAAGUCAAAGUAUACCACUGGAACCCAACACUGCGAGUCCAUUAUAUAUUGGGGGAAUUCCUGAUGAUAUGCCUACAGGUGCUAUCCAUAACAGAAAUAAUUUUAUGGGCUGUCUAAGGAAUGUUGCUAUAAAUGAUCGUAGAGUUGAAUGGAUUGAUAUGGCUGCAAGACAUAAUGUUCUUCCUCAUGCAUGUCCUACUUUUUAAUGCAGAUUGUUCUAUAAAUCAAUUAUUCAGUUUUCUAUGUGGCUAGUAGAGUAAUUUUGACUGUUUUUUCUAAUCAUAUAUGAAAUAAAGAGCUUGUAUUUGAACAUGAAUUGUUGUAAAUCAAAGUAAGAAGUAUUUGUUCUGAAGUUAGAAAUAAUUUUUGUUUUGUAUAUAGAUAGGAUUAGAUCUUAGAUCUCUCUUAAAUGAUAAAUUAAAAGAGGUUUAUAUAAAUUAUUGCCUAUAUUUUAUGUGUUUCAUAAUAUGAGAACUCUGGAAAAUCAAUUAAAGUGCAUAAAUUCAUUUAUAAAAUUAACAAUGCAGAUUAUAUUAUUCAGUUUUUUAUAGAAAAUUAUUCUAAUGUAAAAAUAAAUGAUGUGCUAGUUAAUGGAAGUUAUACUGUAAUGUAGUAAGAAUUUCAUAUAAGAAUUUAUAUUAUAGCUAGAUUUUUUUUUUAGAUUUAAAUUUAAAAAUUAUUAUAUACACUCUUAAAAAGCAUCAUCUGCAAUUAGAUUACUAUACAUUAUACAUUUUCAAAGCAAAAUCUGCAUUAUGGAGACUUUGUAAGAAAAGAGAAAAUUCAUAAUCAAACAUAUUUUAUCCCAUUUGUUUUUACUUUUUUUUUUUAUUUAAAAGUAUAUCUUCCCUUGAAAAUUUGUAAUGUUAAUUGAUUAUGCCAUUUUUUAACUUCUUAAUGUUUACAUAUAAAUGUAGAUAUUGAUAAUCAAAUUUUGCUAUUUUAAUGUAGUUAUUAUGUAAAGCACGAAAUGCAUUCAUUUUACAAUUCGUGUUAAUAUUGUGGAUGUGCAAUCUGAUUUCUAAAGUACAUUAGGUGCUGAAUAACUUUUUUCUGUUUCUCUUGAAAACCAGAUUGUAAUUGUUUAUCUCUGCAAUUAAAUUCAGUGGUUGAAUUUAAACAUUGUGGCCUGUCAGUGCAUUGUAAAUUACAGAUAUAUUCCAUUUCUUAUGUUAUAUUUAUGUAAAUGCUGUGUUCAUUUUUCAUGCUUUUGUAAAGUAAUUUAUUUUUGUUGAUGUAAAAAGUAUUUGGAAUUACAUUCCAAGUGGUUAUUAUUUUUAUUACUUUUUGUUAUUUUGAGAGUACAAUAGUUAUACAUCACCCUGUUCAUUAAGUCAUAAAGUGUAGUGUUUUGUUUUUGUGAAGUAUGAAAGCUAUAUUGUAAAAUGUAUUCUCUGUUUGACUUGUAUGUCACACUGCCAUUUAUUUCUUAUUUUGUUAUUGUCAUUCUUAUCAAUAACAUAAACAAUAGUCUAAGAAAAAUCUGUAAUAUGUAUUGUAAAGUUCUGAAGAGGUUAUAGUGGUUUAGACUGAUCAGCAGAGUUAACUGAAAAUUCCAAAAAUAAUUAUUUUUUAUGCCUCUAAAAUAGGGAAACUGUUUAUCGUUCUAAUACUACUGUAUAAGUCUAAAAAACUGUUAUGGCUAAAAUUAUAAAAUAGUAACUGAAUAUGGUCUUAUUUUUGUUUAUUUCCCUAAAAUCAUCAUGUGAAUUUGCAGUAUUAUCAAGAGCUACAUGAUAAUUAACCUGUAAUGUAAAAAGUGAAUGAAUAAUUUCUCUUGGGUUGCAGUGACUAAGAUCUUUCUACAUUUUAGUCCUUGCAAGCUAAAAGCAUCAUGUCUUGGAUCAUGAAUGUCUUUUGUUCUGACAGCUGUGAACCCAGUCUUUAUAGUUUGAUUAUACUUUCCAGUCAAGUCAUGAUGUUAGUCUGUCAUGCAUACAAUGCAUAUGCUAUACUUAUUGAAAAGUGUAAUGGUAAAGUGAUUAUUAGUUUCUGUUAUUACAAUAAAAUUAUUCAAGGCAUCAUUUUCUUUCAUAUAAUCACUACUCAUACACUGAAGUUUUACUAUAAUGAGAUAAAAAAUGAAAGUGUACUUUAGCUAUCUGAGCCUUGAAUACAACAUCCUUGUUGCAUGAGUUUCAUCAGUAUGUACACUUAAAAAAAUUGUAAUUUGGACAUACUUACAAUAGUAAUUUUAUAACUUUUCUUAAUAUGGAAAUAAUUGCUUUGAUUAAUAAUAAAUUGCUUUGAUUUAGUUAUUAAUGAUUAUAAGACAGAUUUUAAUUUCUCUGGCAAAAUGCUCUAGUAAUAAUUUAAAAAUCAAAUUUAGUAGUUCAGAAAAGAGAAACAGGGCUUUAAGAUACGUAUUUAAAACUGUAAAUAAACAAGCAGUCGUAUUCACAAUUAUAUAAGGUCAUUUAGAAAUUCACCAGUGAAAUUGCUUUAAAUUAAUGCAAGCUAUUGUACUUUGAAGACUGUAUAAAAGAUAUUCAGUAUAUGUUUUUAUUUAUGAUGAGUAUGAUUUGAUUGGCCUUGAAGAUGUAAAACUGGAGUUACAUCUUUAAGAUUAAUUUACCCCCCCCCAACCUUUCUCCACUUUCCUUUCUUUUUCAUAACAUUUAACAUGUUAGCAAUAGUAGGAAUGGUUUUAGACUUAAUUCUCAUCUAAAACUUCCACAAAAAGAAAUAUUCUAACUUGUAUAUUAAGUAGAAUGGUCCAGAGUAAUAGGCUUCCUUUUUUAAAAAUCUAAUCGCUGUUAGUGUUUAAAAAUUUCCACUUCUGCAACUUUUCUGCUAAGUAGAGGCACAUACAACAAAUUCUUAAUUAUACUGCUAUUUUCUUAAUAAUAUAUCAGAUAAUCUAAAGAUUUUGUCGGCAGCCAUCAGUGUUAAAAUAUCAAGUUUGAGAUUAUGGCAUAAAUUGUGCAAAAUUCAAAAUUACGCAUUUGUUAUUUAGAGAACAUCAUUUUUUGAUCAAAUGCUAUUUAUUCAUUAAAUUUUAUUGUGAAAUAUUUCAUGACCCGUUUAAUCUUUGGUAAUAGUUCUUGUGAAUUUAUUUUACACAUAUCCUGUUUUGAUAUAAUCUACAUUUUUUUUAAAUGGCUUAUCUCCAAGUUCUAAGCAACUUUUUAACAGCUUUAGACUACUUUCCAACAUUGAAACUUAAAUAUGGAUUUUUUUACAAUUCCAAACAUUGCAUUCUGUUAUAGUGUGUCUUGCCUUUCGGAAUAAUUUGGUUAAAUUAAUUGUUAUGUAACUCAAUAACAGGAAAUGUAGACAUUUGUAUUUAUUGUAUGAAGAGUGGUUGUAAAAUACUUGUACUCUGUUACUUAACUCUGUUAUUGAGGCUGUGAUUUAAUCAUAAAUCAAUGGAAAUAUAUUUCGAGGCUGGCCUCGGAAUAAUUUAAUCUGCUUAAGGAAUGUAAAGAGUUGUCAAUGAAACAUGCAAGCUUUUGUGUUCUGUAGUAUUCAUGGUCUUUCCAUUGAUACAAAGUGCCAAUACAACUAUUUCUAAGAAAAUAUGUCUUGUAUAAAUGUAAAUGUUGUUGAAAUGAUUUUUAAAUAAAAUGAAAAUAUAUGUGUGUUA